AUGCCUCUAUUGGACAUCUCCCGCCAACCCUCGAUCGCAACUGUCGUCGUUGCUAUUUCUUUGACUUUGAGUCUACUUCUGCUCCGGCACUUACGAAGGUCAAGGGGCGGGCGCUGUACGAUUCCUGGACCCAGAGGGUGGCCGGUUAUUGGGAACCUGCGCGGCAUAGAUGUCAACGCGCCUUGGCUGAGCUACACAAACGAUCUCUCACAUCUAUGGGGAACGCACACUUACUCGCUGCUUGAUCAAUCGACAGGAGGGAUCUUUCGCAUCUGUCAUAUUGGUCUCGACAUCGUUGUUAUAAGCAAUGAGGAUAUAGCUCGUGAUCUACUCCACAGCCGGUCCAGCAAGUACUCAGGAAGGAUGCACCUGCCCACUACUGAGCCAUACGGAUUUGGAUUUCUGACAGCCAUCACAGGCUACUCGGAUGUAUGGCGUGCUCAUCGGCGUGUCCUGCACCAGCAUUUCCGAGCGGAUGUGUCGCGCAAAUACCGCGAUAUGCAACUGCGCAAAACACAUCAACUCGUUAAGAAUAUCAUCGAGACCCCUGAAGACUUCAGAGACCACAUUCAGACGUUUGCGGCUGCUAUCAUCAUGUCUAUCGCAUAUGGAUACCAAGCCCAGGCCGUUCAGGAUCCCCUUGUGGAAAAGAUUAGCCAGACUCUUCACGUCAUCCUUCAAGUAGCCUCGCCGGAGAAGGCAGCUUUGGUUGGGAUACUGCCUUUUGUCAAGUACAUCCCUCCAUGGCUACCGGGAGGCCAAAUGAAUGCCGCUAAGUGUAGGAGGCACUCCAGAACUCUCAUUGAGAGUCCUUUUCAUCACCUCAAGGAAACUGUUGAGCCCGAUUCUUUGAUCCCAAGUGUAACAUAUGAAGCACUAUCCAACGUACGGAAGUCUAAGGCGACUGAUUGUGGAUAUCUUGAGCUAGUCCAGGAUGUUGAUCAGCUGUUUAUUCUGGUAGCUGGAGCAGAAACGACUGCUUCGACACUGAUUGUCUUCGUGCUUGCCAUGGUACUUCAUCCGGAGGUUCAGGAGCGUGCUUUCGCAGAAAUCUGUCGCGUUUGUGGUAGCGAUCGUCUUCCUACGUUCGAAGAUCGACCUGCUUUACCAUAUGUUGAUGCUGUCGUCCGAGAGAUGCACCGCUGGUACCCAGUCGUUCCUUUAGGAAUCCCACAUGUAGUCACCAAGGAUGACGUAUAUGGGGAUCAAUUCAUUCCCAAGGGCACCAAUAUCAUAGUGAAUGGGUGGGCGAUCUCCAGAGACGAGUCACGGUUCCCUCGAGCAAAUGAAUUCCGACCUGAGCGUUUUAUCUCUGAGGAUAGAAUGCUGAGCGGCGAUACUGUCGACUUCGUUUUCGGCUUCGCUCGGCGAAUCUGCCCUGGUAGACACCUUUCUGAUGCAUCGGUAUGGGCAGCCGCAUCGUUAUUGCUUGCAGUGUUCCGCUUCGAGAAACAAAGUGAUGAACACGGAGCUGAGAUAGCUAUCGAGCCUAAGUGGUCAUCUGGAGUAACGUCAUGUCCAUUGCCGUUCCCUUGUCGCAUCAUUCCUAGAAACUCGAAGAUCAAUCCUAGUCUUCUGGCCCAGCUAUAGGGGCGAUCACCGUAGCUCCUACAUCUUGUAUUAGUAGGGCU
Molecule: messenger RNA, 1631 nt
Organism: Coniophora puteana RWD-64-598 SS2
Lineage: Eukaryota; Fungi; Basidiomycota; Agaricomycetes; Boletales; Coniophoraceae
Product: cytochrome P450
Exons: 12
Coding region: 1-1590 (529 amino acids)
Molecular function (GO): heme binding; oxidoreductase activity, acting on paired donors, with incorporation or reduction of molecular oxygen; iron ion binding
Source: RefSeq, a predicted model, not a curated record